Messenger RNA from Suillus paluster, 657 nucleotides. RefSeq lists its product as uncharacterized. The record is from RefSeq and is a predicted model, not a curated record. Lineage: Eukaryota; Fungi; Basidiomycota; Agaricomycetes; Boletales; Suillaceae. The coding region runs from base 1 to 657 and encodes 218 amino acids. Gene Ontology annotation, cellular component: nucleus. Gene Ontology annotation, molecular function: mRNA binding. Gene Ontology annotation, biological process: mRNA export from nucleus. The transcript has 6 exons.
AUGGACAAAUCGCUUGACGAGGUCAUUGCUUCUCGCCCCAAGGGCGCCCGUCGUGGUGGUGCUGGCCGUCGCGCAGGUGCAUCAGCCAAGGCCCAAGUUCUUGGAACCACUGGUGCCCACCCCGCCACCCGUGCUGCCACUACCGGCGCUAUUAAAGCCGCAGGCACAACCCCUGCGCAACCUGCCGACAAAAUCAUUGUUUCCAACCUACCAACAGACGUCAAUGAAGUUCAAAUCAAGGAUCUCUUCCACUCUACCGUCGGACCCCUUCGUGAUGUCACUUUGCACUAUGACAGCGCUGGACGGUCAAAAGGUGUCGCAGCGGUUCAAUUCCAACGGAAGGGCGACGGCACAAAGGCCUACCAGCAGUAUAACAACCGAUUGAUCGAUGGGAAACGCCCGAUGAAGAUUGAAAUCGUUGUCGACCCCGCUCGUCCUGCCCCACCUGCUUCGCUCGUGUCGCGUGUUGCUCCUGCCCCUUCUGCAGCAGCAGCAGCUCCAGAAGCUCGGGGUGCCAGGCCUGCCGCGCGUGGCGCUCGUCGUGGAAGAGGUCGUGGAAGGAAGGCUAAUGAGAGGCCUCAGAAGAGCGUCGCCGACCUUGAUGCAGAGAUGGAGGAUUACACUGCGAGCAGUGCCGUUGCUCCCGCUGCCGCUUGA